CGCGGGGUGCCUCAGGAGUGUCAGGGCCUGCGUUUGGGGCUCUGAACCUGCCCUCUGCGCCCUGCUCGAGGAGGGGAUCUCAGGGGAAGGGGUGCAGGAUCCUCCCCACAGACGGGCAGAGCCUGUGCUGCCUACAGGAAUGCAGCGAGGAGCUUCCCUCGUCACCCUGGCGAGGCGACCCGGGGCCUGCGCGCGGGGCUAUUUUGGUCCGUCUUUUUAUCACACACUCCUCCCUGCGGAAUUCACCCAACUAAAACCUUGCAAUCUGCAGCCUUCACUCUCAGAGGCGGCGAGCGCGCGGACGGUCCCCUUCCCCGGCACGCCAUGGCUGCACGGACCGUGCCCCAUGCCUACCCCAUGAGUUCCGAGUACGAGUUCGCCAACCCCAGCAAGAUCUACGACCAGAACUUUGGAGAAGGCGUGUCCCCAUGUGAGAUUCUAGCCCCUGCCCUGUACCACGGCUACUACAUCAGGCCCCGCAUCAACAAGCAGCUGGACCGAGGCACGUCCGAGGUCAGCCUCAACGAGCACAAGUUCCAGGUCUUCCUGGACGUCUGCCACUUCCUCCCCAGCGAGCUCACCGUCCGCACCGUGGACAACCUGCUGGAGGUGAUGGGGCAGCACCCGCAGAAGGCUGACCGCCACGGCUUCAUCUCCCGAGAGUUCACCAGGACCUACAUCCUCCCGCUGGACGUCGACCCCUUGCUGGUGAGGGCCACCUUGUCCCACGACGGCAUCCUAAGCAUUGUGGCUCCCCGGACGGGGAAGGAGGUGAAGGCCAGGGUCAACGAGGUGAAGAUAACCCACCAGGAGCAGCCGGUGGGGAAAGAAGAACAGUCCGAGGAAGGAAAAGGGAAGGAAGAGUCCUAAAGGCCCCAAAGCUGGGCUUGAGUGGGGGGUUAGGGGGGGGUCAGGGAGGGGAAUCACAGUGCCAGACCCCAAUUUCUCACCACCAGCGCCCAGCAGGGCUGGGAGGCAGCCAUGUAAAUGCCAAACUUCGGCUUCUUAAGGCUGAUGGUUGGAAAAAGGGGCUUGGAAUUUAAAAAAGAAGGGGACUGAAGUGCUUGUGUGAGGGAUUGUACUGCACUGCAAGUUUUCUCCUGGGCCAAGCGCCCGCUGAGCACCAUGCCCUUCCCUCACCCCGCAUGGGAAGGGUGACUCUCGCCCAGAAGCUGCUCCUGCCCCGGGGAAGGAACAUGCCCAGCACCUCAAUUCGGAGCCAGUGGCUGGCCUGUCUGCAGACACAGGGAUCUUGUCGGUCUGUAAAAGCGCCUGCAGCUCUCUGGAGGAUGGAGAAAUAAACCUGCCUCCGGCCUGCUGUCGUUUGCCCUGGGUUUGCAUUGCUUCUGGCCAUGCUGUGGGCGUGGGCUUUGGAGGCUCACGGCGAGAGCUGGAGCUGGAGCUGGAGUCAGCCCGAGUAAAUAGCCACCAAGCCAUGUCCCUGCCUGCCUCAGACCACUCAUUUAUGGGACGUGAAGCUUGUUCACACGCAGACCUUUCAGUUCUUGUGAGGGGAGCGAACCCCAAAAUGCCAAUGGGAAGGGCUCUGCUCAGGUCCCAGACACCUUGCUGGCAUCCCAGCACCUGCUGUGGAGCCACAGAGGGGAGAAUUCUGCCCCUUUUGCAGACAGGGUGAUGCUACCGGCUACAUGAGAAAUAUAUCCACAGCCGUGUGAUGCUGGGCCAGGGAUCGGGUGUGCUGCUGUCGGCAGCAGCUGCUGCCUCGGCCGGCCCCAGGGCUCAGCAGGCGCCAGGCACGAUCCUUGUCAGUGCCAAUUAAAGCAGCCAAAUUGCUGUGUCACUGGCCAAAUAUGGGGGUCCCUGGCAGGGCCCCGUGCAGCCCUCCCAUGGGAGACAGAAAAGCUCCAGGGACCCAUGGCCGGAGCCUCCUCCUGCCGGGACGUGGCUGUGGGUUUCUGCACGCUGCCUCCCUGCAUGGACAGGACCAGAAAGGCCGUGCUCAGGCUGCUCCUUCACCCGUCAGCCUCCGUGGAGCUGCUUUCUGCUCCUCAGGGCCUCUGCCAGCAGUGAGGGUCAGAGGGAAGAGAAGAGCUGCCCUGCUCGCCAGCACCAUGGGAGCGAGCAGGAGGGUGACUGAGCAUCCAUCCUGCCCGGUGCACGUCACCCAAACCCCCGGUACGUGCUGCUGAGGGAUGCCCUUCCUCAGAUAAGCCGCUGCCAGAGAGUUUUUCAUUUGCUGUCAAAAUAAAAAUCUCCUUUACAA
Oxyura jamaicensis (ruddy duck) is the source of this 2224-nucleotide messenger RNA. RefSeq names its product heat shock protein family B (small) member 2 (gene HSPB2). The coding region runs from base 325 to 870 and encodes 181 amino acids. Gene Ontology annotation, molecular function: structural constituent of eye lens; protein folding chaperone. The record is from RefSeq and is a predicted model, not a curated record. The transcript is spliced from 2 exons. NCBI's taxonomy places the organism in Eukaryota, Metazoa, Chordata, Aves, Anseriformes, Anatidae. Gene Ontology annotation, biological process: protein refolding; response to heat.